AUGCUGAAGGACGUCUACCGUGAUGAGCGUCCCGAAAGCCACAUUCUCCACAGGACUGAUGGCCAUCUUCACAACAACCUGCGAAUACUGAUGCCAACGCGUCUCUUUAGGACUGCAGUUCACAACCUACAUUUCGCUGACGACUGCGCACUCAUCACCGACACAGAAGCUUAUAUGCAACGGAGGAUGAAACCAUUUAUCUCCGGUUGCGCCAACUUCGAACUGAACAUCAACACGGACGACAUGAUGGCUAUGCACCAGUCGUCAUCCAAUGCUGCAUACAGUGAUCCUCAUAUCCACCUCAACGGUAUCCGACUGAAGGCCAUGGACGACUUCGCCUAUUUAUGCAGCCACUCCUCACGCUACAUCAAAAUCGAGGACGAAUCGCCAAAGCAAACCAAGCCCUUGGCCGGCUUCAGAACCCCAUAUGAAUUUUCUACGGUCUCCAGCUAA
Messenger RNA from Spirometra erinaceieuropaei, 453 nucleotides. The record is from the annotation of a GenBank genome assembly. NCBI's taxonomy places the organism in Eukaryota, Metazoa, Platyhelminthes, Cestoda, Diphyllobothriidea, Diphyllobothriidae.